This is a messenger RNA of Stegastes partitus (bicolor damselfish), 213 nucleotides long. It is a transcript of the gene gngt2b, whose product is annotated as guanine nucleotide binding protein (G protein), gamma transducing activity polypeptide 2b. The record is from RefSeq and is a predicted model, not a curated record. Gene Ontology annotation, biological process: G protein-coupled receptor signaling pathway. The transcript has 2 exons. Bases 1 to 213 code for a protein of 70 amino acids. NCBI's taxonomy places the organism in Eukaryota, Metazoa, Chordata, Actinopteri, Pomacentridae. Gene Ontology annotation, cellular component: heterotrimeric G-protein complex. Gene Ontology annotation, molecular function: G-protein beta-subunit binding.
AUGGCUCGGGAUAUGUCAGAUAAGGAAAUCCUGAAAAUGGAGCUGGAACAGUUGAAAAAGGAAGUUAGCACACCUAGGACAGCAGUGAGUGCAAACUGCACAGACACUAUUACUUUUGUUGAGGGACUGCUACCAAAUGAUCCACUGAUCAAGGGCGUCCCAGAUGACAAGAACCCCUACAAGGGAGACAAGGGAGGCUGCGUAGUAACAUAG